AUGACAAAGAAAGAUGGGCCCAGCUCGGCUCAAAAGCAAGCACUAUGCGUUCAGUGGAUCCAAAAGUCGCGAGUCGCCCAUACAAUCAGAGACCUGGAGAAAGUUUUGCCGCAAGUCGCAUCAAUAAAUGCAAUGGCCGUCAGGGACUAUAUUCAAGCCAUGGCUGACGAAAACAUGAUACGAGUCGAAAAGAUUGGCAGUGGAAACUGGUACUGGAGCUUCCCCAACGACGAGAAGAUCAAGAAGAAAGCCGCCCUCAGCAAAGCCGCGAGUGAGAAGACAAAUGCUAGGGCCGUAUUUGAAGAUCUACAGCAACAUGUGAAGGACACAGCUGCAGCACGUAAAGACGAGGGAGACAAAAUGCUCAUGGAGCACGGGCUGUCUAGGGUUUACAUGACAAAACUACACAGUGAGCUAAGCCGCAAGCUCAAUGUACUAAGAAGGGAGCUGGACUCAUACAGUAAGAACGAUCCAGUGGAAUUUGAACGGCGCAAGGCGAAAGUUCUAGAGGAGAAAGUGCGUGUUGAUUCACUCACUGACUCGAUUUACAACAUGGAAAGCUGGCUAAAGCGAAGGUUACAAGGCGAUAAAGCCACCAUGAUGGGUAUAAAGCGAUGCCUCUACGGCGAUGAGUACGAUGAAGAAGUGGGAGGCUUGCGAGACAUUACAAACGUGUCAGAAGAGGACUUAUACUGUGAUUACUUGUAA
Messenger RNA from Verruconis gallopava, 708 nucleotides. RefSeq lists its product as uncharacterized. The coding region runs from base 1 to 708 and encodes 235 amino acids. Gene Ontology annotation, molecular function: double-stranded DNA binding. Gene Ontology annotation, biological process: reciprocal meiotic recombination. The transcript has 2 exons. The record is from RefSeq and is a predicted model, not a curated record. Lineage: Eukaryota; Fungi; Ascomycota; Dothideomycetes; Venturiales; Sympoventuriaceae.